Molecule: messenger RNA, 1428 nt
Organism: Schistosoma turkestanicum
Lineage: Eukaryota; Metazoa; Platyhelminthes; Trematoda; Strigeidida; Schistosomatidae
Source: the annotation of a GenBank genome assembly
AAAUGAUAGUUGGAUGAAAUUGUUUUUUGUUCACAUUUUAUGACACUAAAUUUUACAGUUUAACUACCAUCAGUAUGGAGAUUAAAAUGAGUUAUCCAUUUAGUAGUAAUGACUGAAACAACUCGGAAAAUUGUUGUUGUUGGAGAUGGAAUGGUUGGAAAAACUGCCUUGUUAUCAGCAUUUGUCAAUGGUGCAUUUCAGGACUGCUAUAUUCCGACAGUAUUUGAAACAUCAGCCAAAGAAAUUGAUUUGCCAGAUGGUCGUCAUCUAACUUUGGGUUUAUGGGAUACUGGAGGUCAAGAAGAAUUCGACCAAAUUCGUCAACUUGCAUAUCCUGGUGCAAGUUUAAUUCUACUUUGUUACGCGGUCGAUUGUCCAACCAGUUUAGAAAAUAUUGUACACACAUGGCUAGACGAAGUGAGAUGUUACUGUCCUCAAAUACCACUCAUACUAGUCGGAUGUAAAGCUGAUAAACGUGUGGUCAUUUCACCAGGAAAAUCAAAUAAUUUAACUCUGAAUAAAUCACAGACAACUUUGAUCGAUCCGAAUGAUGUAGAGAAGGUUGGUAAACAAAUUGGUGCUCAAAUUGUCAUUGAAUGUUCCGCCUUGACAAGAUCAAAUGUCAAUUGUAUAUUUGAAUUAGCUGCACGCAUAAUAUUAGAUGUAGAAAAAGAAAAUUUACGAGCAUCAAAAUUCUGUAAUAUACUUCCAAUUCAUAGGAAAAAAUCAAUUUCGAAUGGUGUAGUAACUCGGAACUCAGUUAUAACACGUCGAAGCUCUGAACUGAAACGACGUAUUUCCAGUUCGAAUUAUUUUUGUUUUUUAAGGAGACGGUGAUUGAUUUCUUACAUGGGAUGACGCAUCAGUAGUAGGAUUAAAGAACAAUAUGAUAUUGCAUAUUAAGAAGUCGUUUCCUCUCCUCGUUUCGAAAUAUGGGUGUAUAUGCAUGCUUCCAUCAAAUCCAAAUAAAUUUCAUUUUUCCUCAAAUGAACAACCAAUGUCUUUCAUAAGUUGAUAUUAAAGGAGGUUUUAAUGUAUAUCCGAAAUAUUAAUCAUGAUAAAUGAAUAUCAACACGUAAAAAGACCGGUGAUAACGACGAUUCAAUUUCAUUUGUGUACUCCUAUGAAUCUAACGUAUGUAAACCAAAUAUGAACAAAAAUAAUGUUUAAAUGUAUAGUAUUCUUUUAUUGUAUGAAAUGUUAAUAACAAUCUUCAAAAUUACAUAUGUACUGUAUAUUGAAUAGUCAAAAUGAUGGAUCUAUAUAUGCUUAAGUCUAUUCAAGCUCGACUAGUAACAAUGUACCAGUGAAGUCAGUUUAUUGUGAUCUUUUGAAAUGAAAUUUAUAGAUAAUUAUAUAUAUAUUAUUCUUUGUUUAUAUAUUAUCAUUUGUAUUUGUAUGGCUAUUUCAAUACAUUCAUCAUGUCAG